Mus musculus (house mouse) is the source of this 2232-nucleotide messenger RNA. RefSeq names its product insulin-like growth factor binding protein, acid labile subunit (gene Igfals). Gene Ontology annotation, cellular component: extracellular region. NCBI's taxonomy places the organism in Eukaryota, Metazoa, Chordata, Mammalia, Rodentia, Muridae. Bases 53 to 1969 code for a protein of 638 amino acids. The transcript is spliced from 2 exons. The record is from RefSeq and is marked validated.
ACAGGAAGACUGAGACUGGGCCUUAGACAAACCCCUGGACUGGGAGGCACAAAUGGUGGGCCCACUUAGGCCUAAGAAACCCCAGGUCAGAGAGCAUUCGAGAAGUAUAGGCAAGGCCUUAGGAAACAGGGCAAACUGUUUAAGCCUGACAGAGCCAUCUGCUCCGUAUAGAGGAAGCCCAGCCCUGGUGGUGCUUCUGGCUUUCUGGGUGGCACUGGGCCCCUGUUACCUGCAGGGGACAGAUCCUGGAGCAUCAGCAGAUGCCGAGGGCCCCCAGUGCCCUGUCACCUGUACCUGCAGCUAUGAUGACUACACAGAUGAGCUCAGCGUCUUUUGCAGUUCAAGGAACCUCACUCAGCUGCCCGAUAGCAUCCCAGUCAGCACCAGGGCUCUGUGGCUUGACGGAAACAACCUGUCCUCCAUCCCCUCAGCGGCCUUCCAGAACCUGUCCAGCCUAGACUUCCUCAACCUGCAGGGCAGCUGGCUGAGGAGCCUGGAGCCACAGGCACUGCUGGGCCUGCAGAAUCUCUACCAUCUGCACCUGGAACGGAACCUGCUCCGGAGCCUAGCUGCAGGCUUGUUCAGACACACACCAAGUCUGGCUUCACUCAGUUUGGGCAACAACCUCCUGGGCCGGCUGGAAGAAGGGCUGUUCCGGGGCCUCAGUCACCUUUGGGACCUCAACCUGGGUUGGAACAGCCUAGUGGUCCUGCCUGACACGGUGUUCCAGGGCCUGGGCAACCUCCAUGAGCUGGUGCUUGCUGGCAACAAACUGACUUACCUGCAGCCUGCGCUCUUGUGUGGCUUGGGCGAGCUGCGGGAGCUGGACCUGAGCAGGAACGCUCUCCGCAGCGUCAAAGCUAAUGUCUUUAUACAUCUGCCCCGGCUGCAGAAGCUCUACCUGGACCGCAACCUCAUCACAGCUGUGGCCCCCCGUGCCUUCCUGGGCAUGAAGGCACUGCGUUGGCUGGACCUGUCACACAACCGUGUGGCUGGCCUCCUGGAGGACACCUUCCCUGGCCUGCUGGGUCUGCAUGUCCUGCGCCUGGCACACAACGCCAUCACUAGCUUGCGGCCGCGUACUUUCAAAGAUCUACACUUCCUGGAGGAACUGCAGCUCGGCCACAAUCGUAUCAGGCAGUUAGGUGAGAAGACGUUUGAGGGCCUGGGGCAGCUGGAGGUACUGACGCUCAAUGACAAUCAGAUCCAUGAGGUCAAGGUGGGCGCCUUCUUUGGCCUCUUCAACGUGGCUGUUAUGAAUCUCUCCGGCAACUGUCUGAGGAGCCUCCCCGAGCAUGUGUUCCAAGGGCUGGGCAGGCUGCACAGCUUGCACCUGGAGCACAGCUGCCUGGGCCGCAUCCGCCUGCACACUUUCGCCGGCCUCUCAGGGCUGCGCAGGCUCUUCCUCCGGGACAACAGCAUCUCCAGCAUCGAAGAACAGAGCCUGGCAGGGCUCUCAGAGCUCCUGGAACUCGAUCUUACCGCCAACCAGCUCACGCAUCUGCCCCGCCAGCUUUUCCAGGGCCUUGGCCAGCUGGAAUAUCUGCUUCUGUCCAACAACCAACUGACAAUGCUCUCUGAGGAUGUCCUGGGCCCUCUGCAGCGGGCCUUCUGGCUGGACCUCUCACACAACCGCCUCGAGACCCCGGCUGAAGGCCUUUUCUCAUCUCUGGGGCGGCUUCGCUACCUCAACCUCAGGAAUAACUCCUUGCAGACUUUUGUGCCGCAGCCUGGCCUGGAGCGCCUGUGGCUCGAUGCCAACCCCUGGGACUGCAGUUGUCCCCUCAAGGCGCUUCGUGACUUUGCCCUACAGAACCCUGGUGUUGUCCCCCGCUUUGUUCAGACUGUCUGUGAGGGAGAUGACUGCCAGCCGGUGUACACUUACAACAACAUCACUUGUGCUGGCCCCGCCAACGUCUCAGGCCUCGACCUUCGAGACAUCAGUGAAACACUCUUUGUGCACUGCUGACCCUGCUACUUACUGGCCUGGUCUGGCUGAACACUGCCUUAUGGCCAGGAUAGUGUUUCACUGUUACAGAAUAAGCUGGCUCUGGAAUACUUACCCAUCUCAAGGGGAUAGGUCAUGGCUGCUCACUUCCUGGAUGCAGGGCAGUACCGGAAGCGAUGUGGCCUAAAUAGGGUGGGCACAGGCCAAGUGCCCGAGGGCCCAAAGGAGGGGAGGUGCUCAGCAGCACACCCUGCUGGCAACAAUUAAAGCAAAUCUGAAGCAUA